Engraulis encrasicolus (European anchovy) is the source of this 3558-nucleotide messenger RNA. It is a transcript of the gene tfeb, whose product is annotated as transcription factor EB. The transcript is spliced from 12 exons. NCBI's taxonomy places the organism in Eukaryota, Metazoa, Chordata, Actinopteri, Clupeiformes, Engraulidae. The coding region runs from base 1087 to 3210 and encodes 707 amino acids. The record is from RefSeq and is a predicted model, not a curated record. Gene Ontology annotation, cellular component: nucleus. Gene Ontology annotation, biological process: regulation of transcription by RNA polymerase II; positive regulation of DNA-templated transcription; humoral immune response. Gene Ontology annotation, molecular function: DNA-binding transcription factor activity, RNA polymerase II-specific; protein dimerization activity; RNA polymerase II cis-regulatory region sequence-specific DNA binding.
GAAGGGGCCGGAGAGAGAGAGAGAGAUGACUGGUAAUCUGAGCCGAGGGAAUCCUUCAGGUGUACCCGCCAACAUCAGCCCUUCACAUACAUCAUUACUGGCUCUUCAACCUUAGCGUGCUACACUCUAUGGAAUGGAAUUGACUCCUGGUGACAGCACUGGUCAGCUCCUGUAAAUGACUUUAAGAAAGUAGUCAGGAAUCCAAAGUAUGGCGUUACAAGUACAGGAUUGCUGUCACGCGUGGCGCAGGCCUGUGCGUAAUUUACAGUAUUAAGUUGUCAAAUUUCCCUGAUCAGUCAGCAGUGUCUCACAUGAGUUCUGCAACAAUGGGUCAUUAGAUAAUUGUUUCAUAUCCUGUACACACAUGAACUCAUUUUCAUGGACGUCUGCGCUCAGAAAUGUUGGCCAGAGACUAUUUUGGCAGAAAAAAAAUCAGUAGGCCUACUGAAGUACCAGCAUCAACUAUUGUGCGAGGUAGAACUACAGUACCCAAGAGUCCACUGUCAGCUGCCAUUGGUGGCCGGUGUGUCACAUGACGUGCCUCGUCAGCUGUCAUUGGUGGCCGGAGCUGUCACAAGUGCAUACAGGUGACUGGCGUGCGGGCAACGCUUGUCGCUGGCACAUCACGCUGAGCUGAAAGAAAACAAAUAGUUAGUGCAGUUAGUGCGAGGGGGGAGUGACGGAGCGCAGUAUACCAACAACUCACCAAAGACAUCGCUUCGCUCGGUUCUGGUGAAAUAACUAUUUUUGGGAGCGACCAAGUGCUUGCUGGUGCGACAAGACUACAGAAAACCUCUGUCACAGUCGCGCGUCUCUGGAUCCUGUUCGCAACUGUGUACUUUCUGACCUUCAGCUGUGUGAAGCGCCUGCCCCCCUCCAUCUUCAUCUGUUGCGGGAGGAGAGAGAUGUAAAGCAAAACAGAACACAGAGGACCACUCACACGCCAGUAUCCCCACUUUCACCCCAGACAGCGCCCCCCAGUGUUCAGGGCUGGACUGUGCCUCGUCGGCCGCCCGUCCCCCUCGGCCCCCCUCCUCCUCCUCCUCCUCCUCCUCCUCCUCGGCCCCCCUCCAUCCCCCCGUCGCCAUGGCGUCGCGCAUCGGGCUGCGGCUGCAGCUGAUGAGGGAGCAGCUGCAGCAGGAGGAGCAGCGGGAACGCCAGGCGGCGCAGCACGCGCACGCGCACGCGCACUCACAUGGCCACGGGCAGCACCAGCAUCAGCACCAGCAGCAGGCUGGCAUGAUGUUCCAGCAGCAUCAGCAGCAGCACCAGCAGCAGCACCAGCAACAGCAGCAGCAGCAGCAGCGGAUGCCGGGGCCCCCGACCCCCACACCGGCCAUGAACACCCCCCAAACACACAUCCAGGGGCCCAUGCAAGUACCCAUCGAGGUGCUGAAGGUGAGAUAUACUGGGUACAGACAUACACGCAAGCACGCACACACACACACACGCAAACACACACACACACAAACAUACACACUAGCACACACACGCAAACACCACCCCUGCCAUCAUCACCCCGCUACACACUUCAGGGGCCCAUGCAUGUGCCCACGGAGGUGGUUAAGGUCUGCUGUGUCAGUGCAAAGGAUCCAAGAAUGCCUGACUUUAGUGGAGAUGGAAAUAGCAGAGUUCAAGGAAACACAGAGCCCCAGACCUGCGACAAAGAGCGAAGACCACACCACAUACAUGGCGGACCACACAGGACACCCAGGACCCAUCCCAGCAUGUCCCGGCCCCCUCGCAGCCAGGUUGGAGAAGCCCAGCAAGGUGGAGCACAGCCCAGUUGGAUACCACCCAGGCCAACCAGACCACCAGCACACCGCCCAGACCAAACCCAGACCAUCAGCACACAGCGAGGUCGACCCCAGCCAAGGAAAGCCCAGGCCAGCGCUCCUCCGUCAGGCCCUGGAGCACACCAGCGUGACCUGUGUCACCAGCCCAGGCCAACACACACUCCAGUGUGUGUGUGUGUGUGUGUGUGUGUGUGUGUGUCUGUCUAACCUUCCCGUUGUCCUCCUGUGUCCGCAGAUGGAGGAGGUCAUUGAUGACAUCAUCAGUCUGCAGUCCAGCUUUGACGACAUCCAGGCCUACAUAGACCCACAGAUGCCCAAUACACUCCCGUUGUCCAGUAGCCACCUGGAUGUGUACUCGGCUCCGGGGAUGACAGGCCCUCCAAUCGCCAUGACGAGCAACUCCUGCCCUGCCAACCUGUCAAUCAAGCGAGAACUGACGGAUGCAGAAGCACGAGCGAUGGCAAAGGAGAGGCAGAAGAAAGACAACCACAAUCUGAUUGAAAGGAGGAGGCGUUUCAACAUCAAUGACCGCAUCAAAGAGCUGGGCACCAUGAUCCCCAAAACCAACGACCUGGAUGUGCGAUGGAACAAGGGUACCAUCCUGCGGGCCUCAGUGGAGUACAUCAAGCGCAUGCAGAAGGACGUGCAGAGGAGCAGAGAGAUGGAGAACAGCUUCAAGAGGAUGGAGGUGGCCAACAAGCAACUGUGGCUACGCAUACAGGAGUUGGAGAUGCAGGCUCGUGUGCACGGCCUGCCCCCGUCCCCGUCCAGCUUCAGUGGCUCCGAGCUGCUGUCUCCCUUCAUCAAGCAGGAGCUCAGCCCCGAAGAGAACCAGCACAACCAGCAGCAGGGGCACCCCCAGCAGCAUCCUGCCCAGCUGGGACACCCCGUCCCUGGCCAGCAGCAGCACGGCGCCUGCCACCCCCUCCCCGGCCACCACCACCACCACCUCCAGCAGCAGCAGCAGCCCCAGCCCCAGGGCCUGCCCCCUCUCCCCCAGCCCCUGCACCCCACCCACCCGCAGCAGCAGCAGCAGCAGCAGCAUCUGCAGUACGCCUCCGUGGGCAGCUCCCAGCACUUCGAGUACCCGCCUCUGGACCUGUGCGACGGGGGCGGUGGGGGGUAUGUUGUUGACGACGACGGGAUGGGAGAGCUGGGUGACCUGGGGCAGAUGGGAGUGCUGGGCGGGGGUAUGAAGGCAGAUGGUAACCAUAUGGGCUUCAUGAUGAUGGGAGAUAACAGUAAGAAGGUGGAUAGCAGCAGCAAUAGCAACAGCAUGGGCUUCAUGCUGAUGGAUGAAGGGCUCUCACCACUAGGGGGCGAUCCUCUGUUGUCAGCCAUGUCCCCCGAGGACGCCUCCAUCGACAGCAGCAGAAGAAGCAGCUUCAGCCUGGACGACGCAGAAAUACUGUGAUGUAGUAUAGGCAUAUAUAGACAAAUACACACACACACACACAUAGGCAACUAUUUAAAGUGCUAGCUCAUAUGCUCCCAAACAAAAUACCUACAAGCAGAUGUAGCACAAUGUAAACCAUACACACACACAAACACACACACACACACACACACACACACACACACACACACACACACACACACACACACACACACACACACACACACACACACACACACACUGGUGUGAAUAGCUGUGAUACUGUGAUAAAACACAGGAUGUAAUUUAGACAGACACAGACUGAAAAAAGGAAAGUGAUAACAUGCAUAUCACACACACACUUUAUCACAAACACACACACACACA